AUGCCAAGCUCUUUAGCUAAGAUUGCAAAAUUUAGGAAGAAGAAUGCUGAGAUCAAGGCUGAGAAUAUCAAAUUAAAACAGGAUAAAGAAGACAUUGAGGUCAGAUUCGUAAAACUAGAGCAGAGCAAUAAAGAAAAAACUGAUCUUAUUGCUAAACUAGAAUGGGAUGUUUCACAAAUUAAACAGACUUCACAUAGCCUUGAGUCAAAAACUCAUCAAAAUCCAGACUUAUCUUUAGAUAAUCAAAAUGCUUCCUUGACAGAAUUAGAAAAGCUGAUACCACUUCCAUUACUAUGUAAUGCAAAUACUGUAACCAAUGGUCACGAUCGAGAAGAGAUUAUACCAUCACCAUUACUAUCUGAUGCAAAAACCAUGACUAAUAGUCACGAUCAAAAUAAUAUUUAUGUAAACUCUGUUAAUAUCUCUGAAGUAUUUGAAUCAGAUGAUCAAAUAGUAGAAAAUUUAAUACAAAAGAUGUCCCAUGAUCAUACACAGAGUGUCAUUUCUUCCAAAAAUAAUUCUACAUCUUUAGAUAUCAGUGGACCUGGUGAAAUUAGCAAGUCUUGUAUACAAAAUAUAAUUCCAGGUUCUGCGCAAAGUCUCUCAUAUUUGUUUGAUAAAGCAGUUAAAAAAGGUCAAAAAGAGAUUCUAUGCUG
Molecule: messenger RNA, 656 nt
Organism: Racocetra persica
Lineage: Eukaryota; Fungi; Glomeromycota; Glomeromycetes; Diversisporales; Gigasporaceae
Source: the annotation of a GenBank genome assembly